CUUUUGACAGAAAGUGCUUGAACGAAACCAGAAGAUUAUUUAGUGCAUUAUGUUCAGUCAGCUUUAUUAACAUCAUCACGGUCAGAGAAUUACCAUUGAUGUGUGUCGAGUUAAUUUUUUUACUACAAAACGUGUGUGAGCGAUACAAAGAAUAAAAAAAAAAUAUAUUUACCUCCCGUUGUCAUCGGGCAGUGCGCAAACGCAUACCAGUUUACACUACUAACAUAAAAGAGGAUGGCGAGUGGCCCUCAUUCACUCAGUCAGUCAGCGAAGCUUGCCAGAGCGCACGUUACGUAUCGCACGAUUUUUUUUAAAGCAAACCGUAUCAUUAUUCAUAAUAAAAUAAUACUAUAUUCUAUAACCUUCCAAGUGUUCGACGAUUUUACCUAAUUCUCAACCAAUUUGCUCGCAAGGAGAACAACAGUUACCUGCACACCAUUAGAGGACAUCAUUCGAACUACAAUGCUGAGGUGUCUAAUUGUGGUAUUGUUCGUCGUUUCAACGGUUACCAGCCAGUGCUUCUACAAAGAUGACUCUUCUAAAAAGCUGAAUCCGGAGGCGCGGACCGCUUUGUAUAACGGCCAGCUGGGAUUCACGUUAAAUCUUUUUAAUACAAUCAACGACGCUGUACCCGAUGACAACAUAUUCUUCUCACCUUUCUCAGUAUACCACUCAUUGCUACUUGCAUAUCUCUCAUCCGGCGGACAAACUGAAGAAGCUCUGAGGAAAUCUUUAGAAAUCGAGGAUGGAUUGGAUAAAAUAAAUUUAAUGACUGCGUAUAAAGUAGACAAACGAGCUCGCGGUAUAAACAACAACAGCGAUAGUUAUGAGUUUACGAGCGCGAACAAACUGUUCGCAGCUGAUGAUCUUAAUGUGCGACAAUGCAUGCUUGAUCUCUUUGCCGAAGAUCUCGAGACUUUGAAUUUCCGGGAAAAUCCUGGCGCUGCCCGUGACUACAUCAAUAGCUGGGUGUCUCGUGUUACCAAGAACCAUAUAUCUGAUUUAAUUCCCGCCUCUGGGAUAUCUCAGACUACUAGACUCGUCCUGGCCAACGCUGCUUACUUUAAAGGUGUUUGGGCGUCUAAAUUCCCUGCCGAGAGAACAAGAAAAGAAGCUUUCUUCGUUUCGGAAACCAGACAAACUCUUGUUCCGUUCAUGAAACAAAAAGGAACUUUCCAUUAUAUGGUGAGCGAUGAACUCGGCGCACAGAUUUUGGAGCUUCCGUACAAAGGCAGUGACAUCAGCAUGUACAUUCUACUACCGCCUUACUCUAUGAAGGAAGGAGUGAGUAAUAUUAUCGCUAACUUGACCCCCGAGCGUCUGGCUGCUGUGGUAGAAGAGAGCUAUAUGGGCAGAGAAGUCAUCGUUGAGAUUCCUAAGUUUUCCAUGGAGAGGUCGCUACCACUUAGAGAAAUCCUGGAAAAACUUGGGGUCGGAGAUCUGUUCAAUGGAACAGCUGACUUCAGUACGUUGACAGAGCAACACGGCAUUCUGUUCGAUGAUGCUAUACAUAAAGCAAAGAUUGACGUUAACGAAGAAGGUACUGUGGCAGCAGCUGCGACCGCCAUCUUCGGGUUCCGUUCGUCUCGACCUGCAGAACCGACCCGCUUCGUUGCCAACUUCCCUUUCGUAUACGUUCUAUACGAACGACCAACCAGUUCUAUUUUGUUCAUGGGCGUUUACAGGGAUCCUAAGAAGUAUUGAUUGCUUAAUGUGUUUGUGUGUAUGCGUUAACAGUUUUAAUUCGAAUAUUUUUUGUGUGUAAAUUACAUAUUAACCAUAUCGAAGCUUGAACGGCAAACGUGACUAAACGACAAUAACUGCUUUGUACAUAAAUGAUAGGCAAUAACCAUAUUCGAUGUGUAAAAAAAAUUAAUUUCUAGGUCUAUUAAAAUCAUUUUAAUCCUACAGCUAGAUUCGUUAAAAUAGAUUUUUUUUCAGGUAUUUUAACUUUAAAUUAGUCUACUGUAAAGUUCACGCAUUGUCGCUUAAUCACGUUUGCCUUUCAAGCGUCGAAAUGCAUUAUCAUUUUGACUGAUUGAUACAUAUUUUAUUAUUGUAUUUUGGAAUGGUCUUCAAAGUUUGUAUGUUUUGAAUGUAUACUAAGUAAAAUUUGUUUUAAUUUAUUUUGGUAACAAUUAAUGGAGGAUAACAGAAAAAGUUUUUUGUUUAUGUAUUCAAGCGUAACAAAAUGAGAUGACUAGAUUUAAUCUUUAGGGUUACAUCUUGUCAAUUAUGUUAAUUCGCAGCAAAAUCGAUUUUCCCAGUUGACAAUUGUUAUUUUUUUAACGUGUUAUGUUGACAAUUUGUGUAUAGCAUUCGUACCAUUCGUAGCAUUCGUAUAUAAUUGAAGAGAGCUCCAACUACUAUUGUUAGUGUUAUAUCUAGACAGGGAUAUUUGAUAUCCAUAUAGUGAUGGACACACAUGAUCAAUUAAUCUUGCUUCUGCAUCUGUGAAUUCGGUAACGUCAAGGAAUCACUUCGAGCGCACCUCGUGUAUUAAAUAUCGCCCGACUUGUUUCUUUGCUUGCUUGCCACACAGAUUUUUGAACUAAAUAAAUCUAUUUGGUAUUCAAUUAAAAUAUUGUGCUUUAACUCUAACAUGGAAUCUCAUUGUUCACCUGUUAAGUGAGAGAAAGAGAGAGGAUAGAUAGAGAGAAAGAGAAAACGAAAUUAUUUUGAUAGUUUAAAUAUUUUAGUAAAUUAUUUGUUAGUAUUCGUAUUUGUAAAUUUUAAAAACUGUCAUUGGUUUCCAAUUCUCUGAUAAACGUAGAUUAUUGGUUUGUUAACAAAAUAGAUGUAAUGUGAAAAAUAAUAAUGCUAAUUUUUAUUUAAUAAAACCUAACUUAAU
Bombyx mori (domestic silkworm) is the source of this 2851-nucleotide messenger RNA. RefSeq names its product serine protease inhibitor 6 (gene serpin-6). Bases 463 to 1704 code for a protein of 413 amino acids. The record is from RefSeq and is a predicted model, not a curated record. Gene Ontology annotation, molecular function: serine-type endopeptidase inhibitor activity. The transcript has 8 exons. NCBI's taxonomy places the organism in Eukaryota, Metazoa, Arthropoda, Insecta, Lepidoptera, Bombycidae.